AGAAAAUAACGGCUCUAGGCGAGUGUGGGAGUAUUAAAACGCGAGGCAGGAGCGUGGGUGGUUGCUGCUGCUUGUGCGGAUCGCAGGGAGGAGGCGGAGGCGACUCUGGUCAGCAGUUCUGCCGGCCGAUGCAUGAGACGGCUUUUCUCUGGAGUUAGAGGUGAGGAAUGGAGGCGGCUGGCAGAGAGGAGCUGUCUCAGUGGGAGAAGAUGGAGCCGGCUGCUGGUGAAAGAGGCGGUGAGAAGGCAGAGAAGAUUUUUGUUUCGGUUCGACUGAGGCCUCUGAGUGAGAAGGAGGUGGCGGCCAAUGAUCCCUGUGAUUGGGAGUGCAUCAAUGAUACAACCAUCAUAUUCAGGAACAAUCUAUCUGAGCGGUCAAUGAGUCCAACAGCUUGCACAUUUGACAGAGUAUUUCGAAGUGAUUGCACCACCAAACAAGUGUAUGAGGAAGGGGCUAAAGAAGUUGCUCUUUCCGUAGUUAGCGGGAUUAAUUCUACUAUUUUUGCUUAUGGUCAAACAAGCAGCGGGAAAACAUACACAAUGACUGGCAUAACUGAGUACACUGCAUUAGACAUAUAUGAAUAUAUACUUAAGCAUCAUGAAAGAGCAUUUGUGCUGAAGUUUUCAGCAAUAGAGAUUUACAAUGAGGCUGUUAAAGAUCUGCUAAGUGCAGAUUCUGCUCCCCUUAGGCUUUUAGACGAUCCAGAGAAAGGAACAGUAAUUGAGAAACUUACAGAGGAAAUAUUAAAGGACUGGAACCACCUCAAGGCACUCAUUUCUGUGUGUGAAGCUCAGAGAAAGAUAGGGGAGACCACUCUAAAUGAAACAAGCUCCCGAUCUCAUCAAAUUCUCCGUUUGACCGUUGAAAGUUGUGCACGGGAGUUUCUGGGAAAAGACAACUCUAGCACACUUGUGGCUAGUGUGAAUUUUGUUGAUCUAGCAGGGAGUGAGCGUGCAUCUCAGGCACUUUCUGCUGGUACCAGGCUUAAAGAGGGUUGCCACAUAAAUCGAAGCUUGCUGACACUUGGAUCUGUUAUUCGCAAGCUGAGUAAGGGAAGAAAUGGGCACAUUCCCUAUCGGGAUUCAAAGCUCACACGGAUAUUGCAACCAUCAUUGGGGGGUAAUGCAAGGACUGCCAUUAUUUGCACAAUGAGUCCUGCAAGAAGCCAUAUCGAGCAAUCCAGAAACACUCUUCUGUUUGCAAGUUGUGCAAAAGAGGUUGCUACCAGUGCACAAGUGAAUAUAGUUAUGUCAGAUAAGGCAUUAGUUAAACAUUUGCAAAAAGAACUUGCAAGAUUGGAGAGUGAAAUGAGAUAUUCAGGAAUAUAUCCAAGUGCUGAAACAUUGCUGAGGGAAAAGGAUCUUCAUAUUAAAAAGCUGGAGAGUGAGGUAAAGAAGUUGGUCCAGCAACGAGAUAUGGCCCAGUCUCGACUGGAGGAUUUUCUGCAAGUUAUCCAAAAGGACCCUUCUUCAAGACAAUGGGAUGAGUCAAGCCAAACCCCAGCACUCAAUGGAACUUGUAUGUGUGAUGAUUUAUUUUCAACAUCUGAGCCUUCAGAUAUUGCUGAUCUUUGUAGUGAUUCUGGCCCCUCAAAAUGUGCGACUUCAUACAAUCAGUAUAAACAAACUGGAAACCAAUGUACUCCAUCACCAAGACACACAGUUAAAAAUCUCGAGUUCAUUGAGUCAAAUGACAAUCAAAGUGAAAAAGAGUUUGAGGAACUUUGUCAGGAUGUCCACUGCAUUGAAGUGAAUGGUGCACUUGUACACAAAGAUUCAGAGUCCAUGUCGGCAGAAGGAAGCAACAGUCUCCAACAGCUGAGCAUCACAACUCCUGAGCAUGAUGAUCUUAAUCAUGAACCUGAACAACAACCCAAUCAAGGAUUAACGAAUGCAGAUCCUGUCACACUGGAACAGCAUCUUCAGAAUGUAAAGAAGACACUUAUCAACCUCGUGAAGGUAUAUCCAGACGGAUCCUCUCCAAGUUCAACAUGGCAAGAUCAAAGCUUUAGAGGUGUUCCAUUAAGUAGAAGUAAAAGUUGUAGAGCAAGAAUGACUAGCUCUUCAAUUUGGUUCCAAGAAGUUAGUACACCACCUGAUAUAUCUCUGAAAGGAUUCCCUGGAAGGCCUGAGGGAGUACAAAAGAAACGACUUGCCUUGGACUUUGGAGAUAAUAGUAAAGAUCUAUCAGCAAGUGUAUCUCAAAUUUCUGUAGAUACCACACCAUUUAAUUUACAGAUAUUAAACUCAAAAGCUACUUCCAGUAUCAAGAUGGAUAGGUUGGUUGACGACACAGAAGUCAACGAGAUAGAUGAUGUUCAUUCUGGAAAAGAAUCCACUGAUGAUCAGAAAACUGGAAGGAAUUUGGUCCAAGAUUUUGAAGCUGAGGACCCUGAGAAGGAUCUCAAUUUGGCACCAACUCUAGAUCCACUGCAGUCUCCUUCUGAAUGGCCUAGGGAAUUUGAGAAGAAGCAACGAGAUAUCGUUGCACUUUGGCAUGAGUGUAAUGUUUCCUUAGUUCAUAGGACUUGCUUUUAUUUGCUAUUCACAGGCGAUCCAACAGACUCUAUUUACAUGGAAGUGGAAUUCAGGAGAUUAUCCUUUUUAAAGAGCACUUUUGCUCGGCAAAACAUUGAUGAAGCAUUAACUGUUGGUCAGAGUUCCACUUCCACAUCAAGUUUAAGAUUGCUUCGACGUGAAAGAGACAUGCUUUGCAAACAGAUGCAGAAGAGUUUGUCUGCAGUGGAAAGAGAGAACCUCUAUUGCAAGUGGGGAAUUGCAUUAGACUCAAAGCAGAGAAGAAUGCAGCUUGCUCGGCGCCUAUGGUCGGAACCCAAGGACCUAGAACAUGUUAGAGAGAGUGCAUCGAUUGUGGCAAGCUUGAUUGGACUUCUAGAGCAAGGGCAUGCUCUGAAAGAAAUGUUUGGCCUCACAUUCUCACCUCAAAAAUCUAAUCGAAAGUUCUAUAGUUGGAGACAUGGAUUGUCUUAUCGGAAGUAAAACGCCCAAGUAUCUUUUGCUCCUUGGUUUUUGAUUUCUGUUAAGAGUUGUAAUAUAUAGAUGCAGUUAACAACAGGUCAAUGGUAUUUGCUGCUAGUUCUUUCCGGUGAUGGCAGCAUUCCAUUGCAGUGAUGAUAACCAAAGUUAACAGCGAAAUGGUCUCUGUUUACUACGUCUUUUAUCUAGUUUUUUGUUUUGGAAUCUGAACGCUGACUGAUGUGCAUUGAAGUUAAUACUGAGUUUGUGUGUGCAA
Molecule: messenger RNA, 3252 nt
Organism: Zingiber officinale
Lineage: Eukaryota; Viridiplantae; Streptophyta; Magnoliopsida; Zingiberales; Zingiberaceae
Product: kinesin-like protein KIN-7F
Exons: 14
Coding region: 168-2999 (943 amino acids)
Biological process (GO): microtubule-based movement
Molecular function (GO): ATP binding; microtubule motor activity; microtubule binding
Source: RefSeq, a predicted model, not a curated record